This is a messenger RNA of Chlorella variabilis, 1878 nucleotides long. RefSeq lists its product as hypothetical. The record is from RefSeq and is a predicted model, not a curated record. Lineage: Eukaryota; Viridiplantae; Chlorophyta; Trebouxiophyceae; Chlorellales; Chlorellaceae. The coding region runs from base 1 to 1878 and encodes 625 amino acids. The transcript has 20 exons. Gene Ontology annotation, cellular component: ribonucleoprotein complex; cytosol. Gene Ontology annotation, molecular function: GTP binding; GTPase activity.
AUGUCUUCGGUUGCCGCCCCCACCAAUCCCGACUUGAUUCGGAAUUUCGCUAUCAUCGCCCACGUGGACCACGGCAAGACCACGCUGAUGGACCGGCUGCUUACCUUCUGCGGUGCCACGCUCAGCGAGGACCGGGUGAUGGACAGCAACCAGUUUGAGCGGGAGCGGGGCAUCACCAUCGCUUCCAAGUACACAUCCUUCCAGUUCCAGGGGCACACCUUCAAUGCGGUGGACACCCCCGGCCACGCCGACUUUGGCGGGGAGGUGGAGCGUGUGCUGGGCAUGGUGGAUGGCGCGGUGCUGCUGGUGGAUGCAAACGAGGGGCCCCUCAGCCAGACCAAGUUUGUCGUGGAGAAGGCGCUGCGGCGGGGGCUGCGGCCCGUGGUGGUCCUCAACAAGGUCGACCGCCCCGGAGCCACGGAGCAGCGGUGCGGGGAGGUGGAGUCGUCCGUGUUUGAUGUGUUUGCGCACCUGGGCGCUUGCAACGACCAGCUCGACUUUCCUGUGCUAUAUGCCUCGGCCAGGGAGGGCUGGGCCAGCCCCACGCUUCCGCCGGGCGGCCAGGCGCCCGCAGGCGCCUCCAUGGCCCCGCUGCUGGAGGCGCUGCUAGCGCACGUGCCGCCGCCGCCGUCGGCCAACCUGCAGGAUCCCUUCAGCUUCCUGGUGGUCAUGACCGAGCGGCAUUCAUUUUUAGGGAAGAUCGUGACGGGGCGCGUGCACAGCGGCACCGUGGCACUGGGCGACCGCGUGAAGGUCCUGUGGCGUGAUGGCGGCCAGGACGAGGGCUUCAAGGUGACUCGCAUCAUGAAGCGCAGCGGCACGGGCACAGUGGAGCUAGAGGGGGCGGUGGCAGGAGACAUCGUUUCUGUAGCCGGCGUGGCAGCGGCAGGCAUUGCAGACACCAUAGGGGCGCCCGAGCUGCAGCAGGCGCUGCCGCCAGGCCAGAUCGACCCCCCCACCCUCAGCAUGGUGUUCAGCCCCAACACCUCGCCGCUGGCGGGGCGCGAGGGCAGCCAGCUGACUGGGUCCAAGAUCGGGGAGCGGCUGCAGGCCGAGGCGGAGACGAACGUUUCUCUGCGGGUGGUGCCCGUGGAGGGCAGCGGCGGGGAGAGCUUCGAGGUGCAGGCACGAGGAGAGCUGCAGCUGGGGCUGCUCAUAGAGAACAUGCGGCGCGAAGGCUUCGAGCUGUCUGUGUCGCCGCCGCGGGUGGUGCUGCGGCACGAGGAGGGCCAGCGGCUGGAGCCUCUUGAGGAGGUGGUGUGCGAGGUGGAGGACGCGCAUGCAGGGGAGGUGAUAGAGGCUUUGACGCUUCGCAAGGGAGAGCUGCUGGAGAUGCUGCCUUUGGAGCGGGAGGGCAAGCAGCGGCUGGCGUUUGAGGCGCCCUCCCGCGGCCUCAUCGGCUUCCGCUCCGCCUUUGCCGCGAUCACGCGCGGCACCGGCGCCCUGCACCGCGCCUUUGCACGGUAUGGUCCAUACCGCGGCGGGCUGGACCGUGUGCGCAAGGGCGCCCUCAUCUCCGUCGCAGGCGGCCGCACCACAACGCAUGCGCUGGGGGGGCUGGAGCCGCGGGGCGUGUUGUUUGUGGAGGCGACGGCAGAGGUGUACGAGGGCAUGAUUGUGGGGGAGCACAGCAGGGACAGCGACCUGGAGGUGAACCCUGUGAGGGAGAAGAAGAUGACUAAUGUGCGCAACACGGGCAGCGAGGAGCGGGUGGUGCUGAGCCCGCCGCGCGCGCUGACGCUCGAGGACGCCAUCGGCUACGUGGCGGCUGACGAGCUCAUAGAGGUGACCCCCAGCCGCCUGCGCCUGCGCAAGCGCACGCUGGAGUCGGGCAUGCGGCGGCAGCAGCGGCGCAAGGAGGAGGCGAUGGCGGCGUAG